Messenger RNA from Fulvia fulva, 999 nucleotides. Its product is annotated as Exosome complex component rrp43. The coding region runs from base 1 to 999 and encodes 332 amino acids. The transcript has a single exon. Gene Ontology annotation, cellular component: cytoplasmic exosome (RNase complex); nuclear exosome (RNase complex). Gene Ontology annotation, biological process: nuclear polyadenylation-dependent rRNA catabolic process; TRAMP-dependent tRNA surveillance pathway; nuclear mRNA surveillance. The record is from RefSeq and is a predicted model, not a curated record. Lineage: Eukaryota; Fungi; Ascomycota; Dothideomycetes; Mycosphaerellales; Mycosphaerellaceae.
AUGUCGAACGGAACUGGAUCAGCCCCAGGACUCACCUUCUCGCGCGACACGUUUGCGGCAAUCACACCCGACCCGUUCUUACUCGCACAUCUCAAACAGGAGCCUAACUCUCGACCAAACGGACGGAAGACGUUCGAAGCCCGCCAACCUGUCAUCAACACUGGCUCACUCACGCACAGCAAUGGCAGCGCUGUGGUUCGUGUUGGCGAUACUGCAAUAGUCUGCGGUGUGCGUGGUGAGAUCCUCUUAGCUUCGGAUAUUCCGCACGCACCCAACGAGGACUUGCGGGAAGAAGAACUGAUUGAAGAAUUGGGUCUUCUAGUGCCAAAUAUCGAGCUCGGUACAGGCUGCUCGCCCGCGCACCUUCCUGGAAAUUCGCCGUCGACACUGGCGCAGUCCCUUUCAUAUCGUGUGUCUUCCCUUCUCCAGGACUCUCGUUGCAUCGACGCAUCCAACCUGUGCAUCAAGUAUACAGAGCCAAACGCCGAGGAUGAAGACUCAGACGACGACCCAAAAGUGGUGACAAAGGCCUACUGGACUCUAUACAUCGACGUGCUUUGCUUGGCGCUCGAUGGCAACGCUUUUGACGCCGCGUGGCUGGCGAUUGUCGCCGCGCUGCGUGACACUACACUGCCAAAGGCAUGGUGGGACCAGGACCGAGAGCAAAUCUUGUGCUCACCACUGCUGUCUGAUGCCUCUGCAUUGACUCUCAACGAUAUUCCGUCGGUAUCAACCUUUGCGGUGUAUACCACAGCUUCACCUUUGCAGAAGCCGGAGAAUGCCCAGAGCUGGGUACUGGCAGACCCUGACGCUUUUGAGGAGGAGAUUUGUCAUGAGACCCUCACACUUGCGGUGAGGAAGACCAGCAGCGGAGGCACACAGCUACUCAAGAUCGAGAAGAGUGGCGGAUCCUUCAUCGGCCAACCGACCAUGAGGGAGUGCGUUGAAGAAGCUGGAAAACGGUUGCGCCAAUCAGAUUUGGCACUGAAGAAAGGCUGA